UGGUCAGGAACGUCAAGUUGCCAUGUGUAUUGAUGUGUAUUUGAAAACAUUGUUUUCCGUGACAACGAUACGUUGUUUUCAAUUGAUUUGUAACAUUGAAACAAUGUAACAGAUUGUAGAUUGUUUCAUACGAAGAAUCAUUUCUGAUCAUUUCAUAGAUUCGAACAAUACGAUACAGGAGGAAUUUGUUGGCAUCGUUUAUGUGACUUCGGUUAUUAAAGAACGCAACUGUUAAAAUGUUAAACCAACAGUAUAAUAUUACACAUCGCACAGAUUCAUACAUUGAGCCUCUCUUAAAACGUGUUUUAGAAAUGGACGUACCCGGUUUAUGCCGUGGGUCAAUCCAAGUACAAUCUAUAUCUUCUAGUUGUGGAAAAGCAAGAGGAGAUCGUUUUAAACUGUGUAUUCCAUAUGCUAAACAAACCUUAAAUUGGAAUGUAUUUUUUGAUUCACAGUGUCCCGAAAUGGGCCCUGACUUUAUAUUCAAUGAUGACACAUUCCUAAUGGAUAUGAACAUUGAUACUUUAUCCAUUAAAGUACCUAGUCUUGCAAAAUGGAAUCUUAAUGAUAGAAAUGCAUUGUUGAAUGUUCUCAUGGAGCUUUUAGCAUGUUACAAAGAACAUCAAAUACAAUUACUUCAAAAGCAGGAUCGACUGAAACUUGAAUAUAGUAUGUUAAUAGAUUCAAGUCAAAUAGCACCAGGAGAUGUUGAAAUAAUAUUGUUACCAUUUGCUUCGAAACCAACAGAAGCCAAAUUCUUAAUAACUUUACUAGUUGAUCUUUCUCAGUUGCAAAAUUAUGGUUUCGAACUUGAAAAUGAAACAGCAAUGCUUCUCAUAACAUUUUCUGGACCAAAUUGGAAUCGAAUUCAAACACACCUACAUAUUUCUAAAUUUUUACAACCAAUUGUUGGUAACCCAUCCACCUUACAAUUACAACAUUUUCCAAGUGAUAAGUGUUUGAUGGAUUAUGUACUAGAAGCGAAGAUGUGUAUAGCAGAAAAGAUAAAUUCAUUUGUUCAGAGGUUCAAGAGUAGACGAUUAUUCGUGUCAACAUUAAUUUCUCUUCAACCAGGUGCUACGAUUGAAUACGAUAGCCUUGACUACAGUCAUGUAUCAGUUUUGCUAAAUGAUGAAGAUUUUCAUUUUGUGGUGCACUUUUUCCUUCCAUCUGGCUAUCCUCAAGAUAUACCUGAAAUUGAGUUGCAAUCAAUAUACCACAUGACAAAAGAGCGUAGUCCAUUCAUGAGAAAAUUUGAUGUUCCUUAUGCCAAAGAAUGGAAACCACUCGAACUGAUAAAGAAGAUAUGUGCGUUCAUUAAAAAAGAUUGUGUUAAAAAUUUUAAACGUAAUUCUAUUGAAAACUGUUCAUAA
Dufourea novaeangliae is the source of this 1373-nucleotide messenger RNA. Its product is annotated as BRCA1-A complex subunit BRE-like. The coding region runs from base 237 to 1373 and encodes 378 amino acids. The transcript is spliced from 4 exons. The record is from RefSeq and is a predicted model, not a curated record. Gene Ontology annotation, cellular component: BRCA1-A complex; BRISC complex. Gene Ontology annotation, biological process: double-strand break repair. NCBI's taxonomy places the organism in Eukaryota, Metazoa, Arthropoda, Insecta, Hymenoptera, Halictidae.